Orbicella faveolata is the source of this 3164-nucleotide messenger RNA. RefSeq lists its product as uncharacterized. The record is from RefSeq and is a predicted model, not a curated record. NCBI's taxonomy places the organism in Eukaryota, Metazoa, Cnidaria, Anthozoa, Scleractinia, Merulinidae.
CAUCGCUAUUCCCUGUCUUUUUUAUCAGAUUACCAGCAUCCGACGACGCUGUCUCCAUCUCUACCUCUUGACAGUCCUCCAGGACCUCUUGGAAUACUUCCAGGACCACCAUCCCCAUUGUCAACUGGCGGUCAUCCCCCAUCUCCUCCUUCAUCGCCUUCUGAUGGGCAUCCGCCGUCUCCACCAUCUCAACCGACCUCUCCAUCCCCACCAUCUCAACCGUCCCCUCCAUCUCCAAUACCUGGCCAUGGUGCAUCGUUACCACCUACUACUUCUGACGAUGUAGAUGGUAAAACAUCAUCCGCCGUUGGUGGUUCUACUACAUCAACAACAGCUCCUUCCCCCACUGGGCCUUCUCCUGACUCGUUUUUCCUGAGUUCGUUAAGUCAUAGAUGCAGUACAGAUGUUGUCCCGGCCGACGGCUUUCUUGGACCCAGGUGGGAUGAAGAAGUCCGCCUUUUCCUAUAUCGCUGUUUCCGGAGCUAUGAUGACUUCCAUAAGUACACUUGCGUCAAUCGGUGUGGAGCGCAACAAAGAAACGUCUCAGUUACCCCACUUCCGGACAGUCAUUUACCCAGAUGCCAUUGCGACAAACUCUGUGACGAGUUCGGUGACUGUUGUUUUGACUUCGAUUCAUUAUGCAGAAAAUAUGUUAAUCCUCAGACCAGCCCUCUGAGUGUGAAUGAAACCUGCUUAGCACUCAAAACCCGCCCAAUCCAAGCAAAAUACACUGGCUACGCAGUUCGGAACAAGUGCCCACAAAACUGGACGGAAAAAAACGUGCGCCAAAAAUGCCAGGAUGAGGAUUACAGUAACUUUUUGAGGAAUUUACCGGUGUUCGACGAAGACAGUCUGGUGACGUAUAAAAAUGUGUUUUGUGCUAGAUGCAAUGGCGCCGUAAAUACAACGUAUUGGAAGUUACAAUUCGAUUGCGAAACUUGGUUUAAUGCGACAGAAUUCGAUUUAAGCAGUGGCAUGGUACUUUUCCAUCAAAACUGCUCAGUUGAUAAAACACCUAAACAAUAUCAACUUAACUAUUUAAGACGAUGCAUUCCUCGGUUCCAAGAUUGCCACAACAUCAGUCACGUUAAAAACGAGUCUUACUGCCAAACAGAUUGUUUGAGGUACGCUUUCCCAGUCUGUUUGGAUCGCGAAAAGAGACGAUUUCGAAACCCACAGUGUGCUCUGUGCAACGGUUUUAAGCCAAAUGAUCUGGAAACUGAAUGCCAAUCUGCUAGUGGUGGGGGAUCGCCUCCCCUCACUAUCCUCUUUGAUUUCAGUUCCACAUCUAAGUACAGUGUUGUAGUAGAAGAUAGGCAAAAGAAUGUGGUAAAGACAACGAAAAAAGAGUUGUCCUGUUCCCUUGACGAGGUGUAUGAUCCUUAUAUGGGGACCUGCAAAAAGAUUGUCUCGACUGAAUCACAAACUGCAGGUCAUGGGAAGGACAACAAAACCGAGGAGAACCGAGGAAACAGCACAGGAUUGCAUCCAAACUGUACUUUCACAGCAUUCAAUAACAAGGAUUAUGUGAAGCUAUCUAACGGAUCUGUCUACUUGAAACUUCAUAAGAAGAUGUACAGCAAUAUGACUUACUUGAUACGUGACAAGAUAUUACUGCUUUGCGUGAAUUUCUCAAGAAACCCAACAAGAUCUGGAUCAGAAAAAGAAAUCGACAAAUGCAAAAUCAUUAAAACACUAGCAUCUCUCCAACUUCUCACCUCAAUCGGCUGCAUAGUGUCGGUGGUUUCUCUUGUUCUUCUGCUGAUUACUUAUCUUGUAUUUGCUGAACUCCGCAACUUACCUGGGAAGAUCAUUAUCAACCUGACAUUCUCUCUGUUGCUGUACCAAAGUGUCUUCUUUUCAGCGAUUAAAAAUGACAGCCAAGAGUUGUGCUUGGCGGUUGCAGCUCUUCUUCAUUUCUUUGCUCUGUCCUCCUUCGCGUGGAUGAAUGUUAUGGCUUAUGACGUCCAUCGGAUAUUUACUACUUCAGGUGUGGCAAAUCGGUAUGAAAACUUGAACAAACGUCUCAUGAGGUAUGGUCUGUAUGCCUGGGGGUCUCCCAUCAUAGUCGUCCUGCUCUGUGUUUUAUUGGAUCAUAUCAGAAAGGGAUCUGUUGGCUAUGGUCAGGGAGAGGAAGAAUGUUUCAUAUCACAGCCUCAAGCUAUUCUUUAUUCAUUUGUUUUGCCUGUUGCGCUGGUGAUGAUCUUCAAUCUGUUUGCUUUAGGACACACUGCGAUUCAUAUCGUUAAAACACGAAAGAGAACGCAGGAAGUAACCAAUCAACAUCACGGUACCAGCGUACCUCUGAUUUGUGUUAAAAUGGCUUCAGUGAUGGGAGUCACAUGGAUUCUCGGGAUUGCUGCAAACUUGAAAGUUUUGUCAUUCUUAUGGUACCCGUAUGUGGUUCUAAACAGCCUUCAAGGCUUGUUUAUUUUCUUGUCAUUUGCUCUAAGUGGAAAGGCUCUAGAGUUGUACAGAAUGAAACAUACCGACAUGCGGAGGUAUCUGACAGCAGGGAAGGACGCAAAUCAUGCAAGAAAUGAUCGUGUACCAUCCACUUGUGAUACAAACAGUCCUGAUAAUGCUCAAGAUACGCGCUUGUGAAUCAUAGACAAGUGCUGUGUCGUUGGCAUCACAUGUGUUGUAUGUGACGAUAAACUAAUAGGGCGACCACGCAUCGUUUACAAGGGCCUUCAUGAUUGGCCAAAUGAAACAAUAGGUAUAAAACACAAACGAUGCCCCUAGCCCUAAAAACAAAAGAGGUGCAGAUAAACAAGAACGAAUCAAAAUAGAAGUUUUAAAGAGGUGCAGGUCAUCUGAACUAAUACAGCCCGUCAUUGACAAUAUAUGGUUGUACAUGAUCCGUACACGAGAUGCAAAAUAUAAGGUUGCAUGUAACUUUAUACACGAAUCUAUGUAAUAAAAGAAUUACGGAACCAUCCUUGCAAAAGAAGCAGCCAGGAACUAGUAGCCCAUAUUUCUUUAAUUUGACUCCGAAGGCCUCGUUAAAAUCCGCUGUCAGCUCUAACAAAUGUACAUGUAGGUGGCCGGUUCCCUGUUGAUCUUGCAAUUCUAUAUGGAAUAAAUUAGCACUUUUUAUAUUUUUUCAAGGAGAAAGUAGUUAGAUCAUGAAGUGUCACUGUUUUCUCCUUGAAAGCUAAGUA